AUGGCCCAAGAUUUACCACCUAUCGGCGGUUAUGAACCAGUGCAAUGGAAGCGUAACUUGCCUUCCAGAGGUUUCCGCCCUAUCGUUUACUUUAUCGGAUUGGUGUCCUUGAGCGCCUACGGAUUCUACAGAGUCUCUUUGGGUAUCCACGAGAGAAGGGAGUUGCGCCGUGAGCAGCGUUGGAUGGAGUGGUACUUGACUCCGUUGUUGCAGGCCGAGAUUGAGAGAGAUUCCUUGAGAAGAACUAUCGCCUACAACAAGCGUGUCAACGAGGUCAUGAAGGGCUCC
Messenger RNA from Babjeviella inositovora NRRL Y-12698, 288 nucleotides. RefSeq lists its product as uncharacterized. NCBI's taxonomy places the organism in Eukaryota, Fungi, Ascomycota, Pichiomycetes, Serinales. The annotation marks the transcript as partial. The record is from RefSeq and is a predicted model, not a curated record. The transcript has a single exon.